Fonsecaea multimorphosa CBS 102226 is the source of this 627-nucleotide messenger RNA. RefSeq lists its product as uncharacterized. Gene Ontology annotation, molecular function: ADP-ribose diphosphatase activity. Lineage: Eukaryota; Fungi; Ascomycota; Eurotiomycetes; Chaetothyriales; Herpotrichiellaceae. Gene Ontology annotation, biological process: nucleoside phosphate metabolic process; ribose phosphate metabolic process. The coding region runs from base 1 to 627 and encodes 208 amino acids. The record is from RefSeq and is a predicted model, not a curated record. Gene Ontology annotation, cellular component: nucleus. The transcript has a single exon.
AUGUCGCCCAAGACACAAGAGCCACAAAUCGUCUCCAUCACAGAUCUAGACCCCGCGCAAGCGAGAUGGGUUACGCUCAAGAGAGUCGAUUUCAUAGACCAGACAGGCACUCCUCGCAACUGGGAGAUCGCCAUCCGCAAGACAACCCCAAAGUCUGGCGUUGAUGCCGUGGCCAUGGGCAACAUCUUUGUGCACCCUUCCAAGCCACCCAGUACCAUGCUAGUCCUGCAAUAUCGUCCGCCCAUCGGCAAAUACACUGUCGAAUGGCCCGCGGGAUUGGUUGACGAGAACGAGACGCCAGAGGAAGCGGCAAUCCGAGAGAUGAAGGAGGAGACCGGGUAUGAUGGGAGGGUCUAUGAUGUGUCACCUACCUUGCCGAGUGACCCCGGAAUGACAAAUGCCACGAUCAAGCUGGUCAUGGUGGAGGUGAAGCUGAAUGCGGAAGAAGAUUUUAUGCCGGAACAAAAACUCGACGACGGCGAGUUGAUUGAAAGAGUGAUGGUGCCGCUGAGCGAACUCUACGAGAGGUUGUUGAAGUGGGCGGACCAGGACAACUUUAUGGUCGCAGCAAAGUUGUUCUAUUUCGCGGCAGGUAUGCACUUUGCGAAACAUGGUGGAUACAUUUGA